Ostertagia ostertagi is the source of this 1500-nucleotide messenger RNA. Lineage: Eukaryota; Metazoa; Nematoda; Chromadorea; Rhabditida; Trichostrongylidae. The record is from the annotation of a GenBank genome assembly.
GGAGUUUUCCUCUGUAUUGACUGCUCAGCUACUCAUCGAAAUCUCGGUGUUCACCUCACGUUUGUCCGUUCGACAAACCUUGAUGUCAACUGGACAUGGCUCCAACUGCGUGCCAUGCAAGUUGGUGGCAACGCUAACGCUAUGCAAUUUUUCAAGCAUCAUGGAUGUAACAGCAAUGAUGCUCAGAUCAAGUACAAGAGCAGGGCUGCUCAGCUCUACAGGGAGAAGCUCGCUCAGCUCUGUCGUGAGGUUCAAAACAAAUAUGGUAAUACAGUUCAUAUUGACACAGCAGCCGUUGUAGAAGAGCACAAAGAGGAAGACUUCUUUGCUCAAGAUUUUGUUCAUACUUCUCAAAGCGCAACAUCGUUAAGCAGUGAAGCAUAUAUUGCAAAGGAGAACGACAGAAUCGGCUCAGACGGCGAUCUAUGCGAUAAUCAUGGACCUAAAGUGGACCAUAUCGACUCCGAGCCGGUUGCAACAUCAGCACCUGUUUCGAUAAUUCUCAAAAAACCCAUCAAGAAAGCUGGGGGUGCUAAGAAAUCCGCUCUGGGAGCACAAAAAGUCCGGAUUGACUUCGAUGAGCUGGAGCAACGAGCCGCUGAACACGAAAAGAACCAUGCAGAGGUUGGUGUGACUGCGUCUCAGUUGGAAAAGUUAGAGACACAUGUUGAUCCUGUAGCUAAAUUGAGUGCUCGGCUAGCCAUGCAAGAUAUACAGAAGAAGGCAAGCGAGGACCCGCAAAAGGCAGCUGCCGUGGAUCGAUUGGGAAUGGGCGGAUUUGGAAGGCCUCGUGCAGCGCAUUCGGUGGCACAAGGUGUAAAACCGAUUCGACAGGUCGAUUUGAGUAAGCGAGUUGAGCCAACGAUUUCACUUUCGCAGAAAAGUGAAGACGAUUGGGAAGUUGUAGAAGAAAAAUCUUUAAAUAAGAAUGAUGACGACCUUUUUACCACCGACUUUUCGUCGAAAUCGCGGACAGAUUUCUUUGACAGUUGGGAUGACCAGCAGCAAGAGAUGGACAACAAGAGAAGCACGUCCUCGAACUCGGCUGCCAGGAAACCAGUAUUAGCUGCUCCGCAAUCGGAUGUGGACAUACAAAAGAAGUUUGCCGGCGCAAAGGCUAUUUCAAGUGAUAUGUAUUUUGGUAGUAACGAGAUGGAAUGUGAGUUUUCCGCACCGUUUUCUGAUAUUUUAAUGAUUAAAGAAUGCAAUUUCGGAGACCUAAAACGGGCAGGCGCACCCCGGACCCUUUACAUAUUAUUUUUUCUGACUAUGCGUUAUGGUUUUCUUUUUCAGUACGAGACAAAAGCCGCACUUUCUCGUUUUGAGGGGCAGACAUCAUUAGGCUCAGCUGAUUUGUGGGGACAAGGGAGUCAACCUCAGUAUUCUCAGGUGCCUGAAAUGUCAGAUAUAAAAGAUUCAUUACGCGCUGGUGCGUCGAAGGUUGCUGAGAAAUUUUCAUCAAUUUCCACGUCUUUCUCAUCGUACAUGUCGGAUCCCUAA